CGUGUUUCGUGCCUCCAAGCAUAUGGAUGAAGAUACAUAGCACCCCUUUGUUUCUCUUUAUCCAUCCAUCUCAUGAGAUCUCAUGAAGAAGACCCAGACAUCCAUCCUCGGCUUUCUCAAACCACAGCCACGGACAGAUGAGCAGCAUGGGAACCGCCAUCGCCAGCACCACCACCAACCCGCAUCCCCAUCCGAGUCGGCAGCCGCCCCCUCCCGGCCAAUCGCAGGAGCCCGUCUGCGUGAUCUGGGCAACAGCAAUGCAGGAGCAGCAGCAGCACGAGCAGAGGGAGAGGGAGAUGGCGGGGGAGCAGCCCAGAGUAAGCAGCAGGCCAAGCCGACGGCCAAGAUAGCAGCAGGAGGGGCCAAGCGCAUCAAACUGAGAACCGAGCCCGGCUCCCACCCACAAGAGCCCACCAGCGACGCACCAGCACCAGCGGCAGCAGCGGCAGCAGCAGGAGGCGGCGAGUCUGAGCUGCAGCUUGUGCGUCGCAGCGCCCGGCUGAUGAAGCACCCUGUCGACUACACGGCCGCACUCGGUGAAGACCAAGACGAUGGCGAGAUGGAUGAGUCAUCGGCCGAUGACGACGAGCGGGCUGCGGUGAGGAGCCGACGGCAGAGGGUGCGGGGAGCCUGGGGAGGGGGCGGCGUGAGGCGGCGGCAGAGGGAGGAGGAGAGAAGGCGGGAGCAGCCAGGCAAGAUGCGCAAUGGUGAGGAUAAAGACGGCAUGAAUGAAUGGAAACCUCACCGUCCAUGGCUUCUCAUUUGCCUGUGUGUCAGCAUGGCGGCCUGCUGUUACUGCAUUCGCGGCCCUCCGCAACCGCGAGGCCUUCGUUGGGCCAGCAGCGGCUCGACUGAGGGACACGGCAGUGACUUGGCAGUCGACCUUGCCCGGGCCGCAUUUCGUUGACAAGGGUGCGGUGGUAGAGGAGCCGGGCACAGACCCGUGCGAGCCGUACUGCAUGAGCAUUCGCGGCAGGUUCAUCGUCGCAGGUGAGAAAGGAGGAAGAUCUUAGCUAACGUGUGUGGUGGAUCUUUGCCUCUCUCUCUCUCUCUCUCUGUGUGUGUGUGUGUGUGUGCAUGGGUGUGGUGCUGCUGCAGCUGGCUCGGGGGGCCGUGUAGUGGUGAUCGGGGUCAGUUCGGACCUGUCUACGGGAGGGUGUGUGAACGUGUCCACACAAGGCCACGAUAAGUGGGUGGGCGAUGUGGACCUAUUCCACGGACGGUGAGGCAGAGGGUGAGGCAGACGGAGAGGGAGACAGCGCAUCCAACACCCAUGUGUGUGUCCUUCCUCAACAGUAGCAUGAUGGGCGACAUGGAUGAGCUGCACUCGCUCUCCCGCCCCGACAGCCCGGCACUGCUCGUGACGUCCUCGGCAGCGUGUGACAUCAGGUAGGCGACAGAGAGAGAAAGAUGAUUAGGACCACCCUACCUACCAAUGAGUCCAUCAGCUUUGUGUGCUUCCAUCGUCAGGCUAUGGCGGUGGCGCGAUCUGAUCACUGGAGGCCGCCACAGCGAUCUGGGCGGCGCAGCACACAUCUUCGACUGCCACGAGGUGACGCCCACACGACAGACACAGAGCCUGGUCCAUCCACUUAGUUAUGUGUUGAGUGCAGCAAGGUCUGUACUCGCAUCACGUCAAUCCGGUGGAUCAGUCGGCCAGCAGCGGUGGGCUCAUCGCCACCGGCGGCAGGGACAAGUGCUUAAAGCUGUGGGCCUUCACCGCCACAGGCAUCCAGGCAAACCCCCUCCACACCAUCCCUGACGCACAUCACGGUUCGGUGAAAGCGGUGCGCUGGAGCCCUUUCAGCGGCAACCUGCUGGCGUCGUCGGGCAACGAUCGGCUGCUGCGGCUGUGGGACGUCCGCAGUAGUGGCAAGACCGCCGCUGCUGUCGCCAUACAGCCGUCGGGCGACAACACUUCACAGACGGCAUUCGACCCUGGUACGCGCCAUGCACACACACACGCGUAGACAGGCACAUAGUGGGCCGUGUGGAAUGGGUGAUUGAUUGAUGGCUGGGUCAGGCCAUGAGUAUGUGGUGAACCACAUCUCGUGGCAGCCGAUGAGCGCAUAUCACCCGCUGCCUCUGCUGCUCAGCUACGGCAACGACCAGAUCGCAUGCGUGACUGACCUCCGGUGAGGAGCGGGGGAGACACAUGGGGCCAUGGAUGGCCGUGUGUGGAUGUGCGUGUGUGGGGGGGGUGGCGGUGUGGCAGGUUCCCAGCAAGAUCCCUGCUGCGGCUGAGUGAGCAGAGGGGCCGAGAGCGGUCCGUCCAAUUCCCGCCCUCUCCUUGCUGGGUAAGCCAGCCAGCCAGCCAGACAGCCAGGCAGGCAGCAACGACUCACACACACACACGAGCCGCUUUUGCCGUCUUAGGCACAGCACGGCCUGUCCGUCAUGUGUCUGGGCAUCCAGCCGGCCCGGGUGUAUGUCUACUCGUCGCGGACGGGCCACCUGACGCACAAGGAGGACAUAGAGGAGUCGAGGGGGCGGCACAUAGCCUGCAGCGACGCGCUGGGGGCGGUGUGCGUCAACCUGGGAGGCCCGCAGAGGUAUCAGUUGCUGUCUGCUGUCAGGUCAGGGGGCCUGUGUAAGUAAACAUAUACCUGUGUAGAGGGGGGCGGCGGGUCGUUGGUCCCCUCGUGUGUUUGCCUUGCUGUGGAUAGACCGGUU
Vitrella brassicaformis is the source of this 2673-nucleotide messenger RNA. The record is from the annotation of a GenBank genome assembly. Lineage: Eukaryota; Vitrellaceae.